AGGUUCAAAAUUUUCACCCUCCAAAACAAAAAUAUUGUAAAAAGAAAAUCUAAAAGAAAUGGUAACAAUGGACAUUUCCAAAAGUAAUUCUAAGGAGAGACUUAGCUUGUAUAAUCAUCUCAUGAAAAAGAUGAAAUUUAUGGAAGAAGAUCGAAUAGCAAGCUUUAAAAACUGGCAAUACAGCGAAAGCGAUAAAUGUUCUGUUCAAAAGAUGGCUGAGGCAGGAUUCUUUUACACAGGUCAUGGGGAAGAUGACGAUUCAGCAACAUGUUUUGUAUGUGGAAAAGUAUUAGAUGGAUGGGAAAGUAAUGACGAUCCUUGGGAGGAGCAUGAGAAACACGCACCAAAUUGCCGUUUUGUUAAUACUCAUUUAAUUCAAGAUGAUUACUCGGUCGAACAGCUUUUUAACUUAGCUGAAGUUGUCGUUAAAGCUCACUUAACAAAAUCAUUCAAUAAGAAGUUGGUAUCAAUUAACAAUACUGCUGACGAGGUUCGUGACAUUAUUAAAAAUCAAAGCUCUUAUUAAAUCGAAAAAGAAUUCAUUCAAGACAAAAAACUUCAUUUAACUUACUCAAACUAAUCACUCAUGUAUCAUGAUUGCUUACAACUGUUAUGAAUCAAAAUAAAACACAAGUGGAAUUGAUCAAUUGAUCGAUUUACAACUGUUAACAACAUUACAAUUGACAGAAUCUAAAAGCUAUGAUGGAGUAUAAAAUAAAUAUUAAUGGAAAAACAAAUGUCU
This is a messenger RNA of Clunio marinus, 742 nucleotides long. The record is from the annotation of a GenBank genome assembly. Lineage: Eukaryota; Metazoa; Arthropoda; Insecta; Diptera; Chironomidae.